Messenger RNA from Ascoidea rubescens DSM 1968, 606 nucleotides. RefSeq names its product Rcy1p (gene RCY1). NCBI's taxonomy places the organism in Eukaryota, Fungi, Ascomycota, Saccharomycetes, Ascoideales, Ascoideaceae. Gene Ontology annotation, cellular component: exocyst; cytoplasm. The transcript has a single exon. Gene Ontology annotation, biological process: exocytosis; Golgi to plasma membrane transport. The record is from RefSeq and is a predicted model, not a curated record. Bases 1 to 606 code for a protein of 201 amino acids.
AUGGACAAGAUACAAUUUAUUUUUGAACAUGAACAACUUCCAACUGACUUCAAUCCUCAAUUGGCAUCAGAAAUGGAUGAAGUCGAUAAAGGACUAUCAAAACUAAAAGGAUUGAAUAUGGGUUAUAUUCAAAGAAUUGGACCAAGUGGUGUAGCUAAAAAAGUUACUAAUUUAUUAUCUAAUCAUUGUAAUUUGUUGAUAAACUCAGCAGAAAAAUCAACCAUUGAUGUAUUUCAACAAGAAGUUUCAACAAGGUUUUUUAAUUUAAUCUGCAAAAACAUUAAAAGAUCAAUAAUAAGCACUGAAGGAGCGAUUACCUUAAUAUCAGAUUUGAAUAUGUAUUAUAGUUUUGUUGCUAAAUUGAAACAAAAAUCUGUCUUACCAUAUUUUGUUGCGUUGAAAACCAUAGGUCAAAUCUAUUUAAUUUCAAGUGACGAUGCAAAAGCAAUAGGAAAACUAGUAAGUGAUUUGACAGUGUUUAAUGGUAUUUUUACACAGGAAGAGAUUUACGAAUUUGUUCAAAGAAGAGCAGACUGGUUGAAGAUACGAAAAGAUGUUGAAAAAGUAAUUUACGGAUUUGGCGUUAGUGACUGUGUUUUAAUGUAA